Mugil cephalus (flathead mullet) is the source of this 6257-nucleotide messenger RNA. It is a transcript of the gene mapk4, whose product is annotated as mitogen-activated protein kinase 4. The transcript has 9 exons. Gene Ontology annotation, molecular function: MAP kinase activity; ATP binding. Bases 1637 to 3829 code for a protein of 730 amino acids. Lineage: Eukaryota; Metazoa; Chordata; Actinopteri; Mugiliformes; Mugilidae. The record is from RefSeq and is a predicted model, not a curated record. Gene Ontology annotation, biological process: intracellular signal transduction; cell surface receptor signaling pathway; protein phosphorylation. Gene Ontology annotation, cellular component: cytoplasm; nucleus.
AAGAGAGAGGAGGGGAGAUGAGGGGAGAAAGAUGAGUAGUUAAUCAUCUGCGGUGCAGCCAGUGUAUGUGAGGCCACUCAGGUCUGGUGAGAUGUACCUGAAUCGGGGGGGUGAUUCCCUCCUCUCCUCUCCUCCUUCUCCUCCCAGCUCACUAGUCUGAAGCGCUGACAGAGAGUGGACAGUUCUCCCACAAUAAGCGGCUCUAUAGCAGCCUCCGGCUUAUCUCAUCUCGGCGGAUCGCCCUCGGUGCCGACCCGUACCGACUGUUUGCUGCUUUAUCAUCUCAAAUCUCUCUCUCUCAGCCAUACACGCACACGGGAGAGCGAGAGAAGAAGAGCGAGAAGAAGAAAGAGAUGCGGUCGCGUUUCACUUUCUUUGCUUCCAAGGAUCCGUAUCUCUCGCAUCUUUCCCCCGGAUCUUUGUUGCUGGACGACAGGCUGCGGCUGCGUAAUGCUCCGCGCUGUGUUGAGCAACGCAGCUAAUGGCGGUGUCUCACCAGCGCGUCUGCGGCCUGAUACCGAAAUCCCUACGUUCAUGAGAAGGCAACAGGAAGAAGAUUAACUGGGGGAUUAAACGCUCGCACAUGUAUGCACAUACACACACAGAGAGGAUACCGCAGGCCUGGGAUUUGUCUGCCGUCCAGCCUCACUCUGAAUGAACUGACUGACUGGGACACUCUGUGGUAUCAUGGAAGAAGAGGAGGAGCCAACAGAGUCUCAAUGAGUUUAAAGCACAUGACUCCACCUCCAUCCUCCUGCCUCACCAUCAAAGUCUUUGACUGCUCUACGAGACUUGCAACGCAAAGCUGAGCACGCAGAAAGAGAGGAGAGGAGUGCAGAGCUGACCGUCCGCCUCCCCCUGUCCCAUGAUGCAUCGACACUUGUGAGAGCUGAACCAGCCACACAACCAGGGCUGUUUCUAUGGAUACCCCCGUCCUGGGUCGCUUUUAAUAAGACUUGCUGAUAUUCUGACUAUCUGUGCGUGAAGGAGGUUUUGAGAAAUAUUAAGUGCACCCUUGCAGCAGAAUACAACAUGAAAAAAAGAUCUUUGGAGCAGAAAGAGACACCAUCAUCAAGAGGAAGGCAGUGAAGGGAAAAGCUUUUCAUUUUAAAAAUAUACUCCAGAUUUUUAUUUUUUUUAUUUUUUUUUAGGCUGCGGGAUCAUUGACUCCACCGAAUGUUAAAUUUCCUUCCAUUUUAUUUAAAUUUUUUAUUUUUUUUGCUCAAUUGAUCUUCCACCUACCAAACAUUAGAGACAGAUGGCUCAGUAAAAGCUUUAUUUGAUAAGAACUGUUCUGCACAAGACGAAUGAAGAGGUGAAAUGAUGCACAAAGAAACUUAUUCUUGCAAUACUGAGUAUAGCUCAAAAUUCAGCACAUGCCUUUCUUGAUAUAAUAAUCCCAUUUCCAAUUCUGUGGGCCGAUAGAACUGUCCACAAGACUUCUACAGCCUUUGGGUUGUAUUUGCAGGAAAACAGAUAUCAAAAUCUGACUACCUAAGGAAACAUCAGGUCUUUACUCACCAGCAAGAUGUAGCAUCAUGUGCUUAAACAAUUUUCUUAAUUUAGAGAUUGAAUCCAUAACCUGGUAGCAGUACUUGGAGUCUCUCUAUCAUUAGUAUCUCUAUAGUGAGCUGUUAUGGCCAGACAGGACAUGCCUCCCUUUCUCCACGGCUUUGACCUCAGCGGUCACUUUGUUGACCCCCGGCCCCUCGGCACAGGUGUCACCGGCCUGGUCCUGUCGGCUGUGGACCAGCGCACUGGACAGAGUGUAGCGAUUAAAAAGCUGGUGAUGCGAGACGCCGUGACGGUGAAACACGCCCUGCGAGAGGUGAAGAUCACCCGGCGUCUGCUCCACGAGAACGUGGUGCGGGUCCACGAGGUUCUGGCGCCGCACGGGCGACCGCUGCCCCGAGACCCAACCCACCUCAGCGCCCUGUACAUCGUCCAGGAGUGCAUGGAGACGGAUCUGGCUCGGCUGCUCGAGCAAGGCCCGCUACCCGCAGGUCAUGCUACGCUGCUGUUCUACCAGCUGCUGAGGGGACUGAAGUUCAUCCACUCAGCCAACGUCCUGCACAGAGACCUGAAGCCUGCCAACAUAUUUAUCAACACCGACCAACUGCUGCUCAAGAUCGGAGACUUCGGGCUGGCCAGAAUUGUUGACCCUCAUUAUUCCCAUAAGGGCUAUCUGUCUGAAGGUUUGGUAACUAAGUGGUAUUGUUCCCCCCGCCUGCUCCUGUCCCCCAACAAUUACACCAAGGCCAUAGACAUGUGGGCCGCUGGCUGCAUACUGGCUGAGAUGCUCACUGGACGCAUGCUGUUUGCAGGAGCUCACGAGCUGGAGCAGAUGCAGCUGAUUCUCAACACGGUGCCCGUGCUGAGAGAGGAGGACAGGCAGGAUCUGCUACAGGUGAUGCCUUCGUAUGUCAGUCGUGGAUGGAGAGUCAAGAGACCCUUUUCUGAAUUGCUGCCCGAAGUGGAUGCUCAGGCUGUGGACUUCCUUGAGCGUAUCUUGACCUUUAACCCCAUGGAUCGCCUGACGGCUGAGGCAGCGCUGUCCCACGCCUUCCUGCAGCAGUACUCCUGUCCGGAGGAUGAGCCCACCUCAUCGCAUCCCUUCCGCAUCGAGGAUGAACUGGUGGACAGCCUCAUCACCGAGCAGAGCCUCAGCAACAGCAACAGUGAGGUCUCCAGCAUCCACUGGGACAGGUACGAGAACAGUUUAUCAACAGAUACGUGCUGGCAGCAGUCAGGUGGGGGGUGUCGCUGUUUGCCCGCGAGACACAUGACCUCUGACCUGGGAGACACUACAGAGGAUGAGGAGGUGCAGAGGGACCCCCGAGCAAGUUCCAGCUCACUUUUGGAGGAGGCUCAGGUCGACCCACGCAAAUAUUCCCACAGCAGCUCAGCCGAACGCUUCCUGGAAAACUCUCACUCCUCUCUGGAACGGGCCUGUGGUUUGGGGCACGGUGAGCUAGACUGUGGCCGCUCCUGCGACUACAAAGUGGGCUCUCCUUCCUAUCUGGAUAAGAUAGCCUGGAGGGAGGGGAAGCCUCAACACUACUCUGAGCCUAAGCUGAUCCUGGAUCUGUCUCACUGGAAGCGUAACACUAACAGCCUCCCUGUGCCAGCUGAGUUCAUCGGCGGCAGCUUGGAGGUCCCGGGAGAGAUGAAGGAGGAGGAAGUAGAAGAAGAAAGAGAAGAGGAGACCGGGGAUUUAUUUCAGGAAAUCUCUCGCUGGGUGGAGAGCACCCAGUCCCGACUCCACUCGCCCAGUCCCAGCCCUUCUCUGGAGCAGCGUUCACCCUCCUGCUAUACCUCCUCACCCCCUCUCCCACUCUCCCCUACUGACCUCCCAAAUCCAGUCUUCCACUACAUGGAAGUUAUGCAGCACCAAUCAGCUGAGUAUGACAUAGACAGGUUAAGCCCGCUCCCCCCUAUCAUGUCUUCCUCUCAUGUCCUUCCUUCACUUCUCCCUUCAUCCCCCACCUCUCCACUUCCCCCUCCGUCGCCACAGGCAACGUCACCCCCCGCCACGCCGCUUUUGCCUUCCCUCGAACCUCAGCCCCUGUCCUCCACUUCCUCCACUUCUGAGCCAGUAAAUGCUGACUCCACGGAGUCGCUUCCUGUCAAGCAAAAAGACCGCCUGUUCGACCUAGACGUCUUCAUAUCCCGGGCGCUUAAACUCUGCAGGCAGAAUAAGGAGAGGGCAACCGGGAAGAAAGGAAAAGAGGGAGGGUGGAUGGAGGAAGGCAAAGUACCGAGCGUUAACCGAAAGGUACCCAGGCUUCCAGAGCACAGGACUCAGCCACCACAGACGCCCAACUCUUGAUGUUGACUUUCAACAUCCGCAGUUUUGCCUCAUUAUGAGCAGCACUUCCAAAAUGCUAGCAGUGCUUUACACGGCGAGGUGUGUCCACGGCUGACUAUGCUGCUUAGACAUUAGACAUUAGUGUUAGCAGCUUUUGUCGUUUUGGUACCACUGCAGUGACACACUACAUGCUGCGACAAAAACCCUCACUUAAACAAGCAAUCUUGCAGCUUUGUCAUGAGGUGUUCUCUCAGGCAAUAAGGUCAGAAAGCAUCCGGGUUGAAUAUAAAUAACCAUGCUUAGCAGUGCAAAUGUCAAAGAUUAGUUCUCCUCGUGCGUAUUUCGAUGUAAUCAGCUGAUUAAUGCUUGUGGUAACUUUGGUUUGCUGUGAUUUGUCAAGUUAAAGCUGGAUCAGACGAGACUUGACAGCGAAUUAUUCUGCGCCACAAACAUCUGCAAAACGGCGAAGAGAGGACAGGCAGCUGCUGACUUGAUUUAUCCAGUCACUGGAGAGGGCUCACUUGUGUUUUUGGGCGUGCUUUAAAUUUCCCGUACAAGAGCCUUGACGGUGUGUUAAUCAGCCAGUAUUUUAUUUUAUUUUUUCAAAACGUCGAGCAGUCUUCCAAUGGCGACAUUCACCAAAUAAUUAUAGUUUCUCCCCCAGCUGUUUCUGAAUGUAUUAGCUGAAAAAUAAUCAGUCACAUGGUGAACCAUAAGGAUCUUUUUGUUGCUGUUUUGACUCACAGUGACAUUUUGUCACUGCUACAAAAAGUCUGUAAACUUGUAAAACAUGGAUGUCAUAUUUAAUUCUAUAUUAUAUUUCUCAAGAUUUAUUAUGGUAAUAACAUUCUUGUGGUUAAAUUAUUCUUGUAUAUUUUUUCAGGGUUCACAAUCAUGUUAAUUUGGAGUACGUUUGUUUUGUUUGAAUGUUGAAUGCUCUACGGUAGCGAUUUAUGAUUAUUCGGCCAACUUUGCUCUCGUUCGGUUAUUUCUUUUUUUGCCUGAUGUAGCGAACAAGGUCAUCAGCCCUUACACUAGAUGGACAAAUGUCUGUCACUGUUUUGCUAACUUAAAUCCGUCCACGAAAAGCUUUAAUGCAAACAAAAGUAGCCUAUAUUUUGGAGAAUGUACAUUUGCUACCUUUAUAGGAACAUGUUUCUACUCAAAACUUCACAUUGCUGUCCAUUAACCAUAUUAAUCUACUGAAAAUAAAUAAAACAUUUUUAGCACACAUACCUAUGCUGGCAUCUGAUGUCUCAGUAAGUUCUCCCGAGAGCUGUUGGUUGUGCCUUUGUUGUCUCUCAAUCAAGUGCAUGUGACAUUUAAUUCAAUUGCGGUGGACCUGAAAAUGAUUCAGGAAGCAUAUGGAAAUGACUUUAAAGAUAUUCUGCUGAGCUGGCGCCAACAGUUAAAUCAAUGUGCCCCAUAUUCUAUAGCUGCAAUCUGUCCUUCUGGGUGUUACAGUGUGAGAUGUAAAGCUCUGCUGUGGGUUUGCCACAGACAAAACACACUGCCAGCAACACACACACACAAAGAAUGUUUUAUCAUUGAUGAAUCCAGCAUCUGAUCCCCAUUCUGACUGAACACAUCUGCUAUGCCCUCCAAUAUUAAUUUAAAUCCAUACUUUGUGGAUAAGAUGCACCCACAUGAAGGUUUUCUUUGCUUUUGCAUUCAUUAUUUGUCUUUGCGCAUACAAAGAUGAACUCUCAUUGUGUGUUACGCAUGCUGUAGCCAGUGCGCACAGGUUGUAGUGACCUCUUCACUGCUCAACAUAGUAUGACUUCCAAAGGAUUUAGCCAUACAUGGGAACAGUACAACCCCCGAGACAGCAAAGCCAAGUUUAUUUGUUUACAUUUAUGACGAAGCACAUGUAGCAUCAUUCAGAAAUAAAGGAUUUCGUCAGCUUCAGCUCUGACCAGAAAGAGUCAUCACAGUAAAGGGCAAGCAGUACAAACUACUAGUUUUCUGAUCCAUCUAUUUACAGAAAUAAAUAAAAACUGGGCAGUGCAGAUAAUUAACAUGAAUUUAAUGGUGAACUUAUACAGGUCUAACAAUCACAUUUUGCAUAUAUAUAGUUUCUCCUGCAGGUAACCUAAGCCAGCAAUAAAAUUACGCAGACAUACUGUAACACAUGUGGUUACUGAGCCGAACCUAUGUAGAAAAUGUGCCUCAGUACGCCUCGAUGCUUCCAGUUUGCUGAAUGUAACAUAUGCCCUUUCUUCUGCAUGGCUAUUCAGAUAGCUUAAACGUUGUUGUUUUUAUUGGGUGUCACUUUGUGGACCGGUCAUAUUUCUGUGGGCUCUUGUUUAUUUUGUACUCAUGCUUCAAGGAGGCCUCGUCUUUUAAUUUGAGAAGACUGAGUGAUUUUUAAUGCUUAACACUGAUGGAUAAUAUCUCUUUUUGGAGUUUCUGUUUAUGCUGAAAAAUUAAUAAAACAAUACUAAAGCAA